AAUUUUUAAGGUGACUCGUUUCUACCUUUGAUAACUAAGCGGCAACUUCCUCCCAUAAUUUCGUUCCGACUUUGGCCCAUCAAAACCCGAGAGGCUUCUUCGUUUUCUAUCUCAAGAAAGGGGAACCACGCUAGCCAGGAGCUCACAGAAAUCUAUUGGAACGCUAGAGUGGGCUUCUAUUUCUAUUAAUCUGCAACCAUGGGCAGUGGUGCUGCGAAUCCAGAUUAUGAAUCCAGGGAGCACCAAGAGGAGAGAGCUAAUGCAUCGGCUAAUGAAGAAGACAUUAGAACUCAAUUUCCUCCUCUUGAUAGCAUUGAAGAUGUGCUGCUUCAACUGGAGGAUUAUACAUCUGGCUCGGUCCCAAAAGAGCAAGCUAAUUGGUUCUUACAGACUGUUGCAACUUUUAUCACUUCAUGCUCUGUAGAGCAGAUACGCUUGGCACCUGAUAAAUUUAUUUCUCUUUGUAAAAGGUUCAAAGAUCAAGUUUUGCAGUUGCAAGCACCUAUGCAAGGGAUUGCACCCAUGCGGACUGCUAUUCGUAAACUUCAAUCUUCAGCUGAGCAUUUAACUUCUCUACAUUCAGAUUUCCUUCUUUUAUGCAUAGUUGCAAAGUGCUACAAAGCUGGUCUAAGCAUUAUGGAGGAUGAUAUCUUCGAAGUUGACCAGCCAAAGGACUUCUUCCUGUAUUGUUAUUACGGGGGAAUAUUAAAUAUUGGGCAAAAGCGUUUCAGAAAAGCCUUGGAAUAUUUGCACCAUGCGAUUACUGCUCCAAUGACAGUGUUAAACACAGUAGCUGUUGAAGCGUACAAGAAGUACAUUCUGGUUUCACUUAUCCACACCGGUCAGGUUCUGCCUUUCCCGAAGUACACUUCUUCUGUCGCACAAAGGUCUCUGAAGACCUACGCUCAGGCAUACAUUGACUUAGCCAAUAGCUAUGCAACUGGAAAGAUUUCAGAAGUGGAGAAAUGUCUUGAGACUCACGUGGAUAAGUUUAAACUUGAUGUCAAUCUCGGAUUAGUAAAGCAAGUUGUAUUGUCUCUAUACAAGCGUAAUAUUCAACGGUUGACACAAACUUACUUGACUUUAUCCCUCCAAGAUAUUGCCAGCACAGUGCAAUUGGAGACAUCCAAGCAAGCUGAAUUGCAUGUGCUUCAAAUGAUUCAUGGUGGGGAGAUUUUCGCAUCAAUCAACCAGAAGGAUGGGAUGGUGAGCUUUCAUGAAGACCCUGAGCAGUAUAAGACUUCUGAGAUGAUCGAGCAUAUUGACUCAUCAAUUCGGAGAAUUAUGUUGCUCUCGAAGAAGCUAAGUGCCGUGGAUGAACAUAUAUCGUGUGAUGCUGCAUACUUGUCCAAGGUUGGAAGAGAACGACCGAGGUUCGAAAUUGAUGAAUUUGACACUGUUCCUCAGAAGUAUAUGACGAUGUGAAAUGUGGUGACUAGUUUAUCUUUGAGGUGCUUAUACUUGCUCAUUCCUUGAGCAUCGCAGCUUUCAUAUUCAAUUCAAGUGCCAACAGUAUUGAAGUUUUAUACUUGACCACAAAAAAAAAAAUACCACAAAAAAAAAAUAAGGCAUUUCUGAUUACUUUGAAUGUUUGGAUGGGGAAUCUGGCAUAGUUUUGAUGUUAUCAUUCUCAGUUCUUGUCACUUACGAAAAAUCAUUAAUUUGAUUGAGAGGGUUUGGAGCUUUACCAUGCUCUUGGUUAUUUA
Messenger RNA from Amborella trichopoda, 1706 nucleotides. It is a transcript of the gene COP13, whose product is annotated as Proteasome component (PCI) domain protein. Gene Ontology annotation, cellular component: COP9 signalosome. Gene Ontology annotation, biological process: ubiquitin-dependent protein catabolic process. Lineage: Eukaryota; Viridiplantae; Streptophyta; Magnoliopsida; Amborellales; Amborellaceae. The record is from RefSeq and is a predicted model, not a curated record.